Molecule: messenger RNA, 2232 nt
Organism: Humulus lupulus (European hop)
Lineage: Eukaryota; Viridiplantae; Streptophyta; Magnoliopsida; Rosales; Cannabaceae
Product: ABC transporter G family member 8-like
Exons: 1
Coding region: 152-1990 (612 amino acids)
Cellular component (GO): membrane
Molecular function (GO): ATP binding; ABC-type transporter activity; ATP hydrolysis activity
Source: RefSeq, a predicted model, not a curated record
UAUUCUAACAUCAUUCUUCUUAUCCUCCUAACCAACUAAUAAUGCAAGUAAAAUUAAUCUUCCUUAAUAACCACCUCUAUAUCUCCCUUGAACCAAACUUGAUCUCUCUCUCUCUCUCUUUCUCUCUCACUCUCCUCCUCAUUCUUCAUCCAUGGAAUUCCAAUCUCACUCCCCACCACUGCCGUCGCCACUGGUCAAAACCUACGAAGUAACAGCCUCAUCAAUCUCCUACACAAAGUCAACCACAUGUACCAUAACAUCAUUUCCACCGUUGGAUCUCGUCUUCAAAUCAUGCACAAAAUCCCCACCAACCCAUAUACUCCGAGAUGUCUCCUUCACCGCCUGCCCCUCUGAAAUCCUCGCCGUGGUCGGUCCAAGCGGCGCCGGAAAAUCUACUCUUCUGGACAUCUUAGCAGCCCGGACUUCCCCUACCAAGGGCACCCUUUUCCUCAACUCUUCUCCUCUCAACCCUUCAUCUUUUCGCAAGCUCUCAUCAUACGUACCUCAACACGACGCAUGUCUCCCUCUCCUAACAGUCUCUGAAACAUUCGCCUUCGCUGCCCGCCUCCUCUUCCCCAAGACCUCCGACGUCAACGACAUCAUUACGUCUAUCCUGACCGAUCUCAAGCUGAGCCAUCUGGCUGAUGUUUUGCUCGGACAUGGUCUCUCAGGUGGUGAACGACGACGCGUUUCGAUAGGGUUGAGUCUUCUUCAUGACCCUGCUGUUUUGAUUCUAGACGAGCCAACCUCUGGUCUUGAUAGUACUUCGGCUUUUAAUGUCAUGCAAAUCCUUAAGUCCAUUUGCGUUUCACGUUACCGGACUGUCGUUUUGUCUAUUCACCAACCGAGCUUUAAAAUACUCUCUUCCAUUGAUAGAAUCCUCUUGUUGUCCAAGGGAAGUGUUGUUCACCAUGGUACACUUUCUUCUCUUCAAUCAUUCUUGCUCUCUAAUGGCUUUACUGUCCCUUCACAGCUCAAUGCUUUAGAAUACGCCAUGGAAAUACUCAGUCAACUUCAUGAGUUAAAACCGGCCAUUACUACUCCCUCUCCAAAUGACAAUACCAGUACACCUUCUUCUUCUUUUUCUGAUAAUAAUAAUAUAAAUUAUAGUACUCAUAUCUCAAAUAUGGUGAGGUAUAAGAGCUCAAGAAUACAUGAAGUACUGACCUUGUACUACAGGUUUUGGAGGAUCAUUUACAGAACAAGAGAGCUUCUAUUAACCAACACUUUGGAGGCUCUCAUCGUUGGUCUUGUCUUAGGAACCAUUUACAUAAACAUAGGAUUCAACAAAGAAGGCAUCGAAAAAAGGUUUGGUCUGUUCGCUUUCACUCUCACUUUCCUUCUCUCUUCCACAACCGAAACGCUUCCCAUAUUCAUCAAUGAAAGACCAAUACUUAUAAGGGAAACAUCAAGUGGGGUUUAUAGGCUAUCAUCUUAUCUAAUAGCCAACACCCUUGUUUUCUUGCCUUACUUGUUUGCCAUAGCGGUCAUAUACUCAGUCUCAGUCUAUUUUUUAGUAGGGCUUUGUGCUACUUGGCAAGCCUUUGCUUACUUUGUACUAGUCAUUUGGGUAAUAGUUCUUAUGGCGAACUCUUUUGUCCUCUUCUUAAGCUCAUUGGCCCCAAAUUACAUUGCCGGAACUUCACUCGUCACUAUACUUUUAGGGGCUUUUUUUCUCUUUUCGGGUUAUUUCAUCUCACAAGAUUGUAUGCCUAAGUACUGGCUUUUCAUGCACUUUUUUUCAAUGUACAAAUAUGCCCUUGAUGCCCUUCUUAUAAACGAAUAUAGUUGCCUUGUAUCAACGUGUUUGAUGUGGUAUGAAGAAGAUAAUAAAGAAUGCAUGGUGACUGGAGGCGACGUUUUGCAGAAGAGAGGGCUCGAUGAGAGGCAAAGGUGGACUAAUAUUUACAUCUUGAUUGGGUUUUUUGUGCUUUAUCGGGUGCUUUGGCUGCUGGUUUUGAUCAGAAGGGUUUCAAGGUCAAAAAAGUGAAAUAUUUUCAUAGAAGUUGAUGAAGUAUAUUAAGAAAUUUUAAGUAAAUUUUGUCAACUUGUGAUAUAACUUCAUGUUGCCAGAAUGAGAUUAAAAGAUGACUGCUCUCCCUCGUCUUUUUGUUCUGGAACAUCAAAUUAACGAAUCAAAUACAACAAUAGAUUUCAUUUCAAAUUUGUAACUUUAUCUCCUAUGUACCUGCUUUGCAUUUUUUUUAAUAGAUGAAGCACGAUGAUCAAAUA